AUGCCGGCCUGGCACUCGAAAAUACCAAAAAUUAGGCGAAAGUCCCAAUUCACUGCAACUGCACACAACCACAGUCGUAUUGAUUGGAGAAAGGGCAUUUGCGAUCCGGAGCCAACCAAUUUCGCACCUUUAACAUGUUUUGUUCUCGGCAAGACCCAUUCCAUGGAAUCCGACCUGAGAGACGCCCGCCUAAAAUACUCAAAGGAAGAUGACGUGUUCUGUGACGAAUUCUUAAAAACUAUACUCAUCUUGACUGAUAACAGGUCAAUCAGCGAGUCUGUGCAGGGUAUUCUUAGCGAGUGGGGCUGUACAAGCGUAUUUCUCCAGUCUCGUUCCCAGGACAUAUCUCCCGGGCCUUAUUUCUUCUCCAGUCGUGGUAUUUACUCAGCUUGGAGGCUGUAUUCUGACGACCACGAUGCUUUUGUUCUCAGCACCACUCCUUCUCAGACGGAUUGUGAAACCUACGAGAACAUGAAUGCUUCAGCCUUUGGUUUAUCAUCACUUUGUAUCGCUGUUCCAUCUCGUAUGAAAUUUCAGUCUUCCAACAAGCAGCCACUCGCUGGCUUGCGGAUAGGAGUAAAAGACCUAUUCCACUUGAAGGGUGCCCACACCGGCUGUGGGAACAGAGCAUAUCGCAGACUUCAUCCAGCUCAAGAAUACUCGACUGAAAGAGUCAAGAAAGUCGUCGACCUUGGUGGGAUAAUCGUUGGGAAAACAAAGACUGUCGAGUUUGGUGGCAGCCAAGAGGUUAUUGGAGAUUGGUGCGACUAUUUUUAUGCAUUUAAUGCUCGUGGUGAUGGCUAUUUUGCAUCAACCGGAAGUAGCACUGGCUCUGCCGCCAGUCUAGCAGCCUAUCCAUGGUUAGAUGUGACGCUGGGUACUGAUUCUGGUGGAAGUAUUCGCGAUCCAGCGGUGGCUCACGGUAUAUAUGGCUUUCGACCCUCCCAUGAUGGCAGAGAGGCGACGGACAUGGUCCUCCCAUGCGGAAUCUUGUUCCCCAAAGAGUAUCACUUACCGAAUUCGAAUGCCCAAGCCGUUGUAGAUGGAUGGGUGACGAAAUUGGCAUCCUGGCUUCAAGCUGAGAGUUGCGAUGUUUCCAUUGAAGACAUCUGGAAUGCGACCAAGCCAGUUGCCUCAUCCGAAAGCUUCUUCGAAACAUUUAAAAAGACAUUUAUCACUCUAACAUAUCGUGGGUUUUGGAUCGACUUGGCUAGCUUCCGCGACGAAUACAGGAACAAAUUCCACGAGAAUCCAUACGUCUGCAAAGUUCUUCAGGCACUCUGGGACCUAGGCAAGUCUCUGUCUCCAGAAGAAAUACAACAAGCGUUAGAUGAAAUAGUCUUGCACAACACCUGGUUCUUCAAGAACAUACUCAAUGACCAGAAAACCAUCAUCGUAGCUCCGCGAUAUGCGCUUGACUAUAGAGAUGAAUAUUUGCCGUAUGCUUAUAAUGUUCACAUCUCGGUGGAAGGAAUAGUCUAA
Molecule: messenger RNA, 1482 nt
Organism: Fusarium venenatum
Lineage: Eukaryota; Fungi; Ascomycota; Sordariomycetes; Hypocreales; Nectriaceae
Source: RefSeq, a predicted model, not a curated record